GACAAUAGCUCAUUAGCUCCCUCUUGUGGACAUUCACCAGAAAGCUGCCAAACAGUUAAGAAAUGUGAGUUUGAUGCUUCCUCCUCUAGCUGAUGAUGAUGAUGAUUGCAAAUGACCUUUUCAUGCAGGAUCACAUCAUGUCCUUUUCUUCUCCUGCUCGCUACGAUCUUUUUUUCCAGCGUGGAGACGGACUAAUCGACAUCCGACUCUUUGUCAUCGCGCUGUCGACCGUCCAUCGACCGUCACAGGCCAUGGAGACGCUCAAACUGGCCUUUAAGAUGUUUGAGAGCGAGGUCAACGGGUACGUCUUGGAGGAAGACCUCGCUGCCAUUUUGGAGAUAAUGUUGGGAGUGAGAGAACUGGAUCUCUCCAGUCUCUUUUCGGCGCUGAACGGACCUGAAACCGCCAAAAUCACAUAUGGUGAGACUUCAUCUCAUUUGUGUUUGUUCCGUUCAUG
Molecule: messenger RNA, 457 nt
Organism: Notothenia coriiceps (black rockcod)
Lineage: Eukaryota; Metazoa; Chordata; Actinopteri; Perciformes; Nototheniidae
Product: lysophosphatidylcholine acyltransferase 1-like
Exons: 2
Source: RefSeq, a predicted model, not a curated record